ACAAUGGAUGUAUGGAUGGAUUGUGAUAAGAGUUGUAUAAGCCCCCAAUAAAAUGAUUUUUUAAAGAAAUUCUUAUCACUGUGAAUAUAACACAAAAGCAGUCAUAUAUAAUAUGUUGAUGAAUGAGUGUGGCUGUGUUUAAAUAAAACUUAAUUUAAGAACUCAGAAAAAGAAAAUCGGUGGUAGUUUGAUCCAACCAAGAGUGUGGGGAAGGCCAGCAGUAGUGGAGGAUUAGAAACCCCCAAUGCUAUGCUGCGAGUUCCCAACAAGCGUGCUAGGUACUGAGAACGGCUUUCUCCUCGUUCCCCUGUGAGUUCCAUGUUCGGUAGCUUACAUGACCGUUUCUUGGUUGUGCUUGGACCGAGGUGUAAAGACACCGAAACAUGCAGUAAGUCACUGAAAUCAUGCUGCCAGGGGCCUGGUGGAACCUGGUGAUGGUGCUGAUGGGCCAGGCGUAUGCAUUGUUCAAACAUGGCCAACUGUACGUUAUUGUAAAUGAGUUAAACCUUAAUAUACCUGACUUAAAACAAUGUCUGCCCCCCCUCCCCCCAAAAAUAGCUGAGUGCAUUAACUGUCUGCAGUAUUCAAGGACUCCGGUGGAACCUCCUAAGAUUCUUUUAACAGUCGCUCUGUUUGCCCUCUUUUGUAAUGCCCCGCCCGGCCUGCCAGUACUCUCCCUGGGGCCUUUCUUUCAGGUAUAGGCACACUCGGUGACUGGUGGCCCUCCCCCAAACCACUGUUUAUGAGAGCCCAUGCUCAGUCAUCUAGGAGAGGAAAUGCUGACUGCCCGUUCUUUCUCCCCCAGGGACAAAAUCUGCCAGGGCGAGUCCUUUUUCUGCGUUACGUGGUGCAGACCCUGGAAGACGACUUUCAGCAGACUUUGAGAAGGCAACGCCAUCACCUGCAGCAGUCCAUUGCCAGCACCGUGCUGUCCUGUGACAAGCAGCCGCACAACGUCAGGGAUGUGAUCAAGUGGCUGGUCAAAGGCGUGACUGCAGAUGGACUGACUCAGCCCCCAAAUGGAAACCCAACUUCUUCAGAAACAAAAACCUUGAAAGCCGGCAGUAGCCACCCUUCUCCCCAAUCGAACGUGACAAAGAACGCCAAUCAUUUGAUUGUCUGCCAGCUGCAGAGGAUGCUGUCCAUAUCCGUGGAGGUGGACCGGACCCCCACCUGCAGCUCCAAUAAAAUCGCUGAGAUGAUGUUUGGGAGGGUGCUGGACAUUCCGGAGAGGAGGCAGAGGGAGAUGUUCUUCACCACCAUGGAAAGCCACCUUCUGCGCUGCAAAGUGUUAGAGAUCAUCUUUCUCCACAGCUGUGAGACGCCCACCCGCCUGCCCCUGUCUCUGGCCCAGGCCCUCUACUUCCUGAACAAUUCAACCUCGCUGCUCAAAUGUCAGUCCGAUAAAACCCAGUGGCAGACGUGGGAUGAGCUGAUUGAACACCUGCAGUUUCUGCUGUCCAGUUACCAGCACGUGUUAAGAGAGCACUUACGGAGUUCGGUGAUUGAUCGAAAAGACUUAAUAAUCAAAAGGAUUAAGCCCAAGCCCCAGCAAGGAGAUGACAUCACAGUGGUGGACGUGGAGAAACAGAUUGACGCCUUCCGGGGCCGGCUGGCCCAGAUGCUGGGGGAGCCGCUAGUCCCGCAGCUCCAAGACAAAGUGCACUUGCUGAAGCUCCUGCUCUUCUACGCUGCGGGCCUGAACCCCGAGGAGCCCUCGCCAAAGAACUGCAGCGGGUCCUGAGGGCCUCGAGCACGCCACACAAGAAUACCUCCUGAACUCUCCAAAAGUAUGGCGCCGUAGUUAAGAAAAUCUGACAGGACCAAGCCCAUGUUAUUUAUCUGUAGGUUUUAAUACCUUUCUGACUUUAGAAAAUAUCUUCUUUUGAUAAUCCUACUUUAGCCUGCUCUCAGAUAUGGCUUAACUACACAAGGUGUAUAUAUAUAUAUUUUUUUAAUAAAUUAUUUAUCUAUACUUUUUU
Molecule: messenger RNA, 1982 nt
Organism: Echinops telfairi (small Madagascar hedgehog)
Lineage: Eukaryota; Metazoa; Chordata; Mammalia; Afrosoricida; Tenrecidae
Gene: SIMC1
Product: SUMO interacting motifs containing 1
Exons: 6
Coding region: 743-1744 (333 amino acids)
Source: RefSeq, a predicted model, not a curated record